CCUACAUACUAUGCAGAAUACAUACAUACUAUGUAGUAGCACUUGUAUCUUCAAUUAUUGAACGUUAAACUUUAAACUUAAAUAUGUACAUAGUAGUUGAUGCAUAUCCACUCUCUCAACUCUCCAACCAAUCCGAUCCUAUUCGCAACUCUGUAACUUGUAAGCGUCGUCGAGCUACGAGUACCAUUCGACAUCUAUCCCAUCGCGAAUUUAUUCUCCAAUUAGGAGGCACCAACACCUGUCUUGAAGAAAUCGCAACACGAGGAUCAAAUGCCUUGCGUAAAUGCAAUUCUGAAUAGGUCUUAGGAGGAACCACGAUCCGUCGGUAGGGGGAGCUUGGGGGGAGGGGAGGCUCAGAGGUGCCAUGGCUAGCAACGGCGGCGGCGUGCCGAACUGGCAAAACUUCAACACUCACUUCCUAGCUUAUAUCAUAGUCUGUGGUGUCCUUGCCGUUCUAUUUCUGUUGUACUUCAAUAGAGCAUUCGCCUCCAUCGUCUCGUAUAUUAUCCGCGCCUACACUUGGCACGCGUAUCGGGUCUACAUCGAUAUUCAAGCCUUGCAAUGGUCCUUUCUCGGUGGUCGUAUCUUCUUCACCGGUCUUCGAUAUCACGGGAAUAACGAAACGAUUCUUAUACAGAAUGGGCACAUCACAUGGUCAUAUUGGCUGCGCAGAGUACGAAAUGUUGGACUAAGCGUGGGAAAUAAGAAUGAGAAGUCCGGAGACGCUGGGAUCGCAUCGGAUGCCGGUAAACAAUCAGACCUCCCCUGCCGUAUAAAUAUUGUCAUUUCUGGACUUGAGUGGUUUGUUUAUAACCGUGGCGCUGCAUACGACUCCAUACUCGAUGCCAUGACCCAGGUUCCCCAGCAGGAGAUUCGCGAUCCGCCAGGUGGAACGGAAGGCUUGGCGAAUAGCCCGGUCAAAUCACGGCAACGACUUCAAAAGUCCUCCGAGAAAAGUGCGGAUUCUAAAGGCGAAGACACCCACAUAGGUUUCGACGAGAAGGGUGCUCCCCGAGGACAGCAGCAGAGAACCUUCAGCUCAGCCUCCGUGUCUGAUGGCGGUAUUGAAAAGCCAGACAAGAACGAUCUCCCUCCAAUGCUGCAGUUAUUUCCAAUAAAUUUCAAGUGUGACAAAGCGGCUGUGGUCAUGGGAAAUGAUAACACAAAAGCCAUCCUUAUUGUAAAGACUAAAUAUUUGUCUGGGGAAAUCGACGCAACAAAUUGUCAGACUCCUGAUCCAUACCGGCAGGUCAUCAAGAUUCAUUUUGAUAAUCCGGUUGUUGAGAUGAGGGAAAAUGCUGGCUAUAAAGAAGACCAGCUUGCUAAAGCGGUCAGGGACAGACAGGCCGCAAAGGGUUCUACUCCCGUUCAACACCGGUCAUUUUUCCGGAGGCAUCGCCGGCAGGUGCUCGGCCAGUUGCGGAACCUGGUCCCUUAUUGGAGAACAUCCGUGGAGUCCUUCUCGGUGAAUUCACAAGAUAGCGGGGAGGAAACUUCAGAAGACCGCAUACCAGGCUCCAACCAAUGGCAGGGACUUUCCCGAUAUCUCAACGAUGAUGACGAGGAUGACAAACUUAGAUGGUCCUCGGUCGAAUAUGCUAGCGUGAAUACAGUUGCUGACUGUCCCGAGGCUACAUUUACAAUACUAUGGGAUGUGCCUGGAAAGGUUUUACCAGGUGGCCUAUCACAUUCGUCAAGGGUGUUCGAAAGCUCCCCUGAUGAUGUUAAUGGAACUAUAGCACCAGCAUGGGCUAUCAGCCUGGCUUUGAAGGGCGGCACCAUCAACUACGGUCCAUGGGCGGACAGACAGCGAGCUGAACUGCAAAGGGUAUUCUUCCCCGGCCUGUGCAAGGAUGCCACGCCUGCACAGAAACUACCUCCCGGUGCAGACCGGGUUCCUACACGGUUCAACUUUUACAUCGAAUUCGAUCAAGAAGUUAUUCUUCGGGUACCGACACGCGAGGACUCGAAGAAUUGGAAAUGGAAAAAGGAGGCGCUUACAAUAAAACAGCAUGGCAAGCAAGGGAAUCAGCGAGAACGGGGUUCUAACCAAAAGUCUCCUGCGGCUACAGGGGCAGAGCAGCGUCCUUACGGGUGGCUCGACAUAAAAAUCUCACCGAAUGCUACUAUUUCGUAUACCAUGGAUAUGUUGGCAAAAUCUACUGGUUUUACCAACACGCUGAAAAUCGAUUUGCCUGCGACAGAGGUCUCGACUAGUGUCAAUCAUGGACUUCUGUGGAAAUCUGGACACCUACGGGUCUCAUGUGAUUUGUCUGCCCCUCUCAAGUGGAAUGCCCUACGGACCUGGCGUUUUGAUAUCGAUGGAGACGCACUCGAGCUGUUCAUUCUACGAGAUCACAUCUUCUUGAUUGUUGAUAUUAUCGACGAUUGGGGGAACGGGCCGCCUCCCGAUUACCUGCUUUUCACCCCUUUCAAAUAUCUGCUCAACCUACAGUUUCGAAACCUCAAGAUGUAUCUCAAUGUCAACGAUGUGAACAUCGUCAAUGAUCCCAUCAACUGGGAGGAAAACACAUUCCUAAUAUUUUCUAGCCCUUGCCUUCUAGCGGAAACUUGCAUAUCGUUAGACAAGUUCUGUCCGCCUAGUAACGCGGUGGCCUUUCGCAUUACCAUUGACCCCUUGCGCCUUGGCUUACACGUACCGCCAUGGAAUACCCAGGCGACGUUUCUAGCUUCAAAAGAGAUAGGACAACUUGAAAAUGUAACCAUCGACGGAAAAUACCAUUAUAAUGCAACGACCUCGCCUGCAAACACUGACACGCUCGUUCUUAACGUUUCCGCCCAGUCUCCCACAAUAUAUCUUUAUGGAUUCCUUCUCCGGUACUUUUUACAGCUGAAGGACAAUUAUUUAGGAGACACUGUACAUUUUAAGACUUUGGAUGAGUAUCAAGAGGCACUUCGUAUUCAGGAGGCCGAUCCAAACGCCGAACCUACAGAUCGUCCUCCACUCAAGAAAUCUAACGAUUUCGAUGUAAUCCUAAGCAUACAUGUCGACGACCCCAAGAUUUUUCUUCCCGCCAACAUGUAUUCUGCAAGACGUAAUAUUCCAAUCGAAGCCGCUACCUUGGCUAUCGAUCUCCGUUUUACGAACUAUUAUAUGGAUCUCGAAUUUUGCUUGAGUCCCUUGAGCCUUUCCCUCGGAGACGAAGAUGGAGGUGCUACUAGCCCAAUGAGCGCUGUGUCGAGUACACAACUAUUUAUAGAUGGUGUCACUAUAUAUGGACAUCGUUUGUUCGGCCUACCACCAACCGAGCCUACGUACCUUUGUAAUUGGGAUAUGAAAAUCGGGUCUAUCACUGGAGAUUGCUCAACUGAUUUUCUCACCACCCUUUCAAGAGCAGGAAAAGCCUUUGGCUUCUCUCUCGACGAUGACGAGAACGCAUUGAUUCCAUUUUCAUCUGUCGUGGUGUAUGACGUGACGUUUCUACGAGCUUUCGUCGAAUCAGUCAAGAUUUGGGUGCACGUGGAUGAAUCUGCCUUUUUAUUCUCUACGGGAACGAUUGACGUUAUUUUUAAUGACUGGGCUAGAACGCAUUACUCCAGGCGGGCGGAUAUCAGCGUACCUGAUCUUGAGAUUGCUUGCGUAAACUCAGAAUCUGCUACGCGGCGUAGAUCACAGCUUUACUCUCGUGUUGACACUGAUGUAUUUCUUAAAACUAGUAUACAUUUCGCCCUCAUUGGACGGAAGUAUGACUUUGCGCAAGAGAGGCGACUACAGCAGGAGCUUAUACGCCGCCAUGAUCAACGGACGCAUCGGGCUGAAUUUUUGUUACUUCCAGGUCUCUUGGAGGAUAUUACACCUGAUCCUGUUGAUAAUCCUGCGCAGAGUUUCCCAACCGUCCCUCGGCCAACUUUGUCCAAGGCUGUAGCUGAUAAAUCGUCGAUAUCAUCUUUGGUUGCUGCACACCGCCCUCAAGGACUUCGCCACAAGAACUCGUUCCUUUCGUUAGCUAACUCGAGCAGCGAUGGCAUUGUACGAUCAAGCUCAGUGAGAACUACCCAGCGCUCCAAAACUCCUGGCUAUGCUACCUCAAGCCCGAUCGUAGUCAAGGGCAACGACACUAAGCGAGCGACCCAGUCUCGUACACAACAUGCUUCCACCAAGCGUGAUUCGACACCAUUCACUGCCUAUCCCGAUUCAGCGGACAGAAAAGACUUAGUCCACAGCAGUAUAUCUUUUUCAAGCCAAUACUGUCCUCCUUCUUUUCCCCUGCAUAAUGUUCGUCCUGAUACGCAAGAGGCUGUCUUGCAUGGCAUUGAGGAGGACGAAGAUGGUAGUCCGCGAAGCUCUUCAGAUUUCAAUUUAGAUGACAUCGACCCCAACCACUUAAACCAGGACUCUGCUCACCAGAGUCUCCUAUUCGAGCUCCCAUCUGGCAUCACAGCGUUCCUCAAUGCUUCUUCUCUUCAGUGCAUAGCAUCCUUAAUACGAUCGUUGCCCCCUUCCAGCCCCGAAGACAUCCUUGAUACUCUCCAAAUUGAAGCAGUGACGAAUAUCUUCGACACACAAAAGCAGACAGAAGUACACGGGACGGUCACAGACUUUGUCGUGCGGCUACCCCAGGCAAAUCUACGCUUCGUGAAUUGUUCCAGUUUGGAUCCCACCGAACCAUCACAGGAGCCGCAAGACCAGUAUGAUAUGUCGCUCAAAUCGCUGGUACUUGCUACUCGGUCUGGACUACGAGUCGACCCGGCUGAUGGUGUUUCUAUUACUGGUGAGUCCCGGCUAUCAUUUCACUUCCGACUCGCCUCUAUGCAGGUAUCUGCCGCCGAGAGGCUCGCGAAUUUGGACGAGACUCAAGCUGCCGUAUUAGCUAGAAUAGAGAGAGUGAUGGUUUCUUUGGGCUCAAAAGAAGUUGAUUAUGUUGAUGCGGAUAUUGGUGCUAUUCGCGUCUCUUCGUCUUCGGGGAAAGUCGAGUAUCUAGCUUCACUGAUCCACAGAACAAACAUACUGGCAUCGGAGACUGGGAAACUUUUCUCGAAUACAUUUUCAGUUGCGGAUGAGCGUUUAAAACAAUUCACACACCGUGUUAUAACCGAAGGGCAUCAGGCAAACGAUGCGUCUUUUGUUGUCCGUCCUUCAGCUGUCCUACGAACGGCAUCGCACCAUCUCAGAACAUAUGAUUCGUGGAAGCUUGUUACGAGAUUGCGCCAAAUGUGGUCCUCUCUAAAUCCCGAGUCCAAGGAAAACUUGAGACGAGAUUGUAUGUUUGGGUUUGCGCACCAACCUAGCGAUAUGAGGCGACAGGUUACUGCAGCUUUUGAGCGAUGGCGGAGCUGGGACCUAGACGAUCCUUCCCAUGCAGUGCUCUUAAACAACAUAUUUGGGAAAGCACCUGGGCCUAUUCAGAAAACGUCCCACCGAAUUCCUAUGUUAGCCGUGGUCAGAGUACAAUAUAUGCAACUGGUGCUCGAUCCUGGCCCGAAGCAGAACGAGAUCGUUCUGAUAGAUCUAACCGCAAGAAUGCAGGACAGAAGAAGCAGUAGUGAAACCGAGAACCCUACUGAUACCGGAGAUUCCUUGAUGCUCGUCAAUGUGUAUUGCAACGAGGCUGGGAUAAGGACCAACUGGGAACUCUGUGAACUUGCGGAUGACAUACUCCGGCUUUACAAGAAGGCGGAGUCUUCUUCGGUAUCUGAGGAACCGCGUCCGAAACAGCAGGAUACGGUCGACAGCAUGCCAUCUCGUCCGAUUCAUAUGAUAUUCGUGUUAGGGGAGGGUGCUAUCUCAAUUGAAACCAUCAAUCUAAGCAGCAAACUCCAAAGCACCAAUCUCAAGUUGUCUAUGCUUACGACUAAUGGACCGAAAGGUACCACCAACGCAAAUCUCAUUUUAGGCUGUGAUUCGGCCUCGGCGAGGAUCAAGAGUCACUCGCAGGUGCUCGCUAUCUCACGACUACAAUACCCAAGCGUUAUUGUGGCACAUGAGGUUCAAAUUGACAAGCAAUGCUCUACACAUAUUUUCAGGUCAGCCGCUAGCAGCCAAGACCUUGAGUUUGUCGUGAAGCAAGAUCCAAUCGUCUUAGCCGAAGUCCUAGACCUACUCGUAAAGGAUGAGGUCGCGCAACUCUACGCGUUAGGACAGAGAUUGCCCUCGAAUCCCUCCCCUGAACCUCAUAAGCAUAGAGGAGUGGAACGACUAUCUACGGUCCAAGUCAAUCUAGCAAUGUUCUUAGACUCAUAUAAAAUCACGAUACCGUUACUUCGUUCUCUCACAUAUUCUAUAUCUGGGAUGGUUGCGCGGGCAAACAUGGCAGCCAACUUUGGAAAAGAAGUGAUCCUUGAUUUUGAUAUAAAGGAGAACGCCCACGACAUGCAAAUCGAAGUCAACAACAAGCCUCGCAGCCUUUCCCUGUUGCAGAUCCCCCCUAUAAAUGGCCGUAUAACUAGCCACACAACCCCAGGGGAGCAUUCAGUCACGGUGUUGACCUCCAUAGAGCUCAUUCAGCUCGACGCCUCGGCCGUUUAUAGCCUGCUGACGGCGCUGAACCGGCCUGAGAUCUCUAACUCAAUCAAUGACCUUCAAGAACAGUGGAAAAUCAUUAAAGAGCAUGUUGACGAAGUUUUCGUUUCCGUUGAGGACGAGUCGGCAAAACCAGCGUCACCAAAGCCUACAAAGUCCAGUGACUCUAAGCUGACCUAUGCUGUUCAUGGUAGUCUUGCUGGACUCGAGAUCUGGGGUAACGCGCCUAUCAAAUCGGCUGAAGAACCCUUUGCGCGUUUGUCAUUCCGUUUGGAUACGGUGCAAAUACAACUUGCAAACAAGAUGGAUGGGGGGGCUAUACUGGAAAACCCAGAGAUACAUAUCAAUCUUCGCCAGAUCCUGUUCAACAUUGAGAAAGGCUCAGUUGAAGAGAUGAGAUCUUGCGGUAAUCUCGCGUUUGGUGUUUUAGUUACUGCCACAACUCGUGAAUCAGAGGACGGGAACGAGCUACGGUCGUUCGACUUUAGAUCUGAUGGAUUUGAGGUGAACCUCUCGCCAGAUACUGUGUCAACGUUAGUAGACGUUCUUGGUUAUAUGGGAGACAAGUUCAAGGACCUCGACACAUCACGCGAACUAGAAUAUCUACGAAAACUGAGGCAAUCGAAACCCCGGAUUGCUAUAAAUGAUAAAGAGGAAGAAGGAGAAAGCGAUAUCCUAGAUUCGUUCCUGUCUUCAGUUAUGUAUUCUUUUGAGAUACGGAACAUUCAACUCUGUUGGCUUGUUUCUACACUCAACCAGCCGACGAUAGGCCAAGAGGAUCUAGUCCUAUCAUUCCAACGAAUCGAGUUUGCAACCCGGAAAAAGAACUCGGCAAAAUUAACAAUCGAGGAUUUUCAACUUCAAAUGGUCCCACCGGGCCAAGACAAGUCUCGUCGUUCAGCAAACUCGGCCCUUUUACCAGAAGUGAUCUUCAAUAUUGCCUUCGUUUCGACGGCAGAUGCCCGUCGGCUAGCCUUCCAGGCAGUGGGCAAGUCAUUAGACUUACGAUUAACUUCUGCUUUCAUCGUUCCAGCAGCACAUCUCAAAGAUUCGAUCAGCUUGUCAGCACAGAACGCCCAGCAAGCUUCAGAGCAUUGGGCGCCAAUUAUAAUGCCAGAGAAAUCAGUCCCAGAGCCAGCCAAAGAGACAACGGAGACUAGGCGUUCAUUAUUUGGAAGUAGAAGACUGGAGUCGUUAUUGAUCGACGCUGACUUUGCCGGAGCCGUGGUAUACCUCUCCGGGAAAAGGUCGGCCGAUGGAUCCGCUACCUUGGCCGGGUCGAAACAGAAUCGACCUACGUUAGCUGGCAAAUACGGUCAGUUCAGCGCAGAUGAAGCUGGCAACAGUAUGGUACUACGUACACCUGGCUUAGCUUGGAAGACGGAGUAUAAAGAUGACGGUAAAGAGGACCCAACUCUAUACGGAGAAAUCAAGGUCGACCCAUCACGCAACGUUGUGUAUCCAACCAUUGUUCCUCUGAUCCUAGAUAUUACAUCCAGCAUUAAAGAGGUUGUCGGCGACGAUACACCCGAAACGCCGCUCACUCCUACGGUGCCCAAUCAAGACAUAAAUAAGCCGAAGCAUAUUGAUGAAGAGAAUAUUCUGACUGCCGAUCCGAGCGCGGUCUUGGGACGUGUAAAGCUGAACAUGGGCCUACGUAUUUGCAAGCAGGAAUUCAUUCUUAGUUGCCAGCCUAUUGGUAGAGUUGCGGCUACGGCCCGAUUCGAAGAUAUCUACAUCACGAUGAACACAGUUCACGGAGCAGAUCACGGCAACUUCUUUGCAAUCUCGGGUACAUUUAGCGGGUUUUAUACCUCGGUGCAACACGUAUACUCUCGAGAAUCUACGGGAAGUUUUGGAGUAGACUCGAUCGUGCUCUCGAUGAUGAAUAGCAAGCACGUUAGCGGUACGAGUGGCGUAUCUGCCAUCCUCAAAGUCAGUCCAAUGGAAGUCAUGAUCAAUGCCAAACAACUACAGGACUUCUUGCUCUUCCGGGAAAUCUGGAUCCCCGGGGAAAUCAGACAGGGUGCAGCGGCGCCUGUUGCACCGACCACGGCAGACUCGAUAGCACAAGGCCAUCUGGUGCAAAGGUACCAACAAGUUGCCGCUACGGCAGCAUUCCCCUGGACUGCAACUAUCUCUAUUGCGGCCCUAGAUGUCGUCGUUGACCUUGGGCAGUCCCUUGGCAAAUCCAAGUUCGCUAUAAACGAAUUCUGGGUCUCCUCCAAGAAAACAUCGGACUGGGAGCAAAACCUCUGCUUGGGAUUCGAAAAAAUUGGCGUGGAUUGUACCGGUCGACUCAGCGGAUUCGUGGCUCUUCAAAGCUUCAAACUGCGCACCUCGAUUGAAUGGCCAGAACGUGAACAGGCACUAAACGAAACGCCGAGGAUACAAGCAUCCCUUAGUUUCAGCCAGUUUAGAUUAAAAGCGGCCUUUGACUAUCAAGCGUUUCUCGUCGCCGAUAUCACAAAGAUGGAGUUCCUCAUGUACAACGUACGUCAUGAGAGACAGGCGUCUGGCGAUAGGCUCGUAGCUAUCCUCGACGGAGAAGCGGUCCAAAUUUUUGGCACUACUACAUCAGCGGCCCAGACCGUUGCACUGUGGCAAGCUAUCCAGAAGCUCAUACAAGAAAGGAAGACGAGCUAUGAGACGUCUUUGCAAGAUAUAGAAAAGUACAUGAAGCGGAAGUCUUUGACAAGCCAGCCAUCUAUGCAGCACAUUAGCUCUCGAAAGCCACAGACUGACGAAUCUACGACGCGGUCUCCUAUAUCCCUACAUACGGAUGUGGUGGUGACACUCAAGGCCCUCAAUCUCGGCAUCUUCCCCAACACCUUUUCAGAUCACCAGGUCUUCAAAUUAGAGGCCUUGAACGCACAAGCAAGAUUUGCCGCCAGCAUGGAAGAAAAACGUAUCCAUAGCAACCUAGGCAUGACGCUCGGUCAGCUGCGGAUAGGACUCGCGGGAGUACGCAGGAUCGAGGCGCCCAAGGCAGCUAGCGAGAUCGCAGUAGAAGACGUGGUAGCCAGCGCGACAGGGUCAAGAGGUGGCACGAUCCUGAAGGUGCCCAAGCUCGAGGCCACAAUGAAGACCUGGCAGACUCCGGAAGCGCGCGACAUCGAGUACAUCUUCAAGAGCUCGUUCGAGGGCAAGGUGGAGGUCGGCUGGAACUACUCGCGCAUCAGCUUCAUCCGCGGCAUGUGGGCCAAUCACUCCAAGGCCCUCGCCCAGACCUGGGGCCGCGAGAUCCCCGCCAUGUCCGCCAUCAAGGUCACGGGCGUGCCGGAGCCCGAGCAGGAGCGCAAGGAAGGCGAGGAGCGCCAGAAGAUCACCGCCGAGGUCAACGUGCCCCAGUCCAAGUACGAGUACAUCGCCCUCGAACCCCCCAUCAUCGAGACCCCCCAGCUCAAGGAUAUGGGCGAGGCCACCCCCCCGCUCGAGUGGAUUGGCCUCCACCGCGACCGCCUCCCCAACCUCACCCACCAGAUCGUCAUCGUCUCUCUGCUCGAGCUCGCUGGAGAGGUCGAGGAUGCUUAUGCUAAGAUCUUGGGCUCUUCGUAAACCGAACUGGGCGGCAGAAGUAUAGGCAGCAAAAAGGUAGAGAAGUAAGGAAGCAAGGAAGAAGGGAAAGGGAAGGAGGAAUAAUAAUAAAUAUACUAAUUUUCAUCAUCAGGCAAACCCCCCCCUUUUUUUCGAUAGGGAGGAGAGGACUCUUGUUCUUGUUCUGUUUCUUUUUCCCUUUUUUUUUUAGCAGCAUA
This is a messenger RNA of Hypoxylon fragiforme, 10236 nucleotides long. RefSeq lists its product as uncharacterized. The transcript is spliced from 3 exons. The coding region runs from base 365 to 10039 and encodes 3224 amino acids. Gene Ontology annotation, cellular component: membrane. Gene Ontology annotation, biological process: fermentation. Lineage: Eukaryota; Fungi; Ascomycota; Sordariomycetes; Xylariales; Hypoxylaceae. The record is from RefSeq and is a predicted model, not a curated record.